GCUCCCGGUAGUAUCACGGCUCUUUGGUUGUCUUUCAUGUCUGGUUCAUUCCUUAUAAACUGGUGACAGUCACAGGUUAAAAUGCUGGGAAUGAGUUUGCGGGAGGCAGCUGCUGUGCUGAGACUUGGACAAGUAAAACCUACUGAAUUGUGCCAGAAGUGUCUUUCUUUGAUCAAAGAAACAUCAUUCCUUAAUGCCUACAUAACUGUAACUGAAGACAUUGCCUUAAAGCAGGCAGCUGAAGCAGAUAAAAGAUUCGCCCAAGGCAAACCCUUGGGAGAAUUAGACGGAAUUCCUAUAGCAAUUAAGGACAACUUUAGCACAGCAGGAAUAGAGACAACAUGCGCAUCACGAAUGUUAAAAGGUUAUGUUGCUCCAUAUAAUGCUACAGUUGUUCAGAAAUUAUUUGAUCAAGGAGCUGUGCUUAUGGGAAAAACAAACCUGGAUGAGUUUGGUAUGAGUAUUUUUGUCUGUUCAGUAGCUUACUGUGCAUUUGCCCCCAAAAACCAAAUUGAUGUGAGUAAUUUCUUGUGUAUAGAAUACCAUGCCCCCGGUCUGUCUACAGAAAUCUUGUCACUUUGGUCAAAGACAGCAGACUUGUUGGAAAAAGCUGGAGCCAAGGUCAUGGAAGUUUCUUUGCCACAUACACCCUAUUCAAUUGUGUGUUAUCAUGUCCUGUGCACAGCUGAGGUGGCUUCUAACAUGGCUCGAUUUGAUGGCUUGGAAUAUGGGCACCGCUCUGAUAUUGAUGACUCAACAGAAGCAAUGUAUGCAGCAACCAGGAGAGAAGGCUUCAAUGAUGUUGUGAGAGGAAGAAUAUUGUCUGGAAACUACUUUCUUUUAAAGCAGAACUAUGAAAAGUAUUUUGUGAAGGCUCAGAAAGUUCGGCGCCUCAUAGCAGAUGAUUUUGUCAAGGUUUUUAACAGUGGCGUCCAUGUUUUGCUAACUCCAACUACGCUAGGAGAUGCCGCACCCUAUUUAGAGUUCAUCCAGGAAGACAACAGAACACGCAGCGCUGAAGAAGAUGUCUUCACUCAGUGUACCAACAUGGCUGGUCUCCCAGCUGUAACAGUCCCUGCAGGCCUUUCUAGUAGGGGAUUGCCGCUUGGCCUUCAGUUCAUCGGCCGUGCUUUCUGUGAGCGGCAGCUCCUUACAGUGGCCAAAUGGUGUGAAAAACAAAUGGACUUCUCUCCUUUACAGUUUAACAGAGACUUGGGAAAUGGGAGCAUUGUUCUGCAAUACAGUAAAUCUGCUUCCUUUGUGUAGGAAAAUAAAGCAACUCUUCAACCAAAGAUUUGUAGAUAACUUUUCAUGAGUUCAGUGUAGGGUACUGCUUGCUGGGCUCGUACACUGUGACUGGGGCCACACACUUGGGUUACAUGUACUGUGUCUAGCCACUUGAGAUGUUUAUAGUGCAUAUUUUUUUUUAUAAAAUGUAAUAAUAAAUGAUCAAUGUCGGGUUCAUA
Xenopus laevis (African clawed frog) is the source of this 1466-nucleotide messenger RNA. RefSeq names its product QRSL1, glutaminyl-tRNA amidotransferase subunit A L homeolog (gene qrsl1.L). The record is from RefSeq and is marked provisional. Gene Ontology annotation, cellular component: mitochondrion; glutamyl-tRNA(Gln) amidotransferase complex. NCBI's taxonomy places the organism in Eukaryota, Metazoa, Chordata, Amphibia, Anura, Pipidae. Gene Ontology annotation, biological process: mitochondrial translation; glutaminyl-tRNAGln biosynthesis via transamidation; translation. Gene Ontology annotation, molecular function: catalytic activity; glutaminase activity; glutaminyl-tRNA synthase (glutamine-hydrolyzing) activity.